GACAUCAUCCAUUAUUAGGUCAAUGUGCACAAAUACAUAAGAUGGCACGACUACUCCAGUUAUUCGAGAUUUAUGGAGUGACCGCCUACUUCGCGGGACAUAAUCAUGUAUUACAGUAUAAAGCACCCGGCAAAUUUUCACCGGUGGCGCAAUUCAUCUCCGGAGCAGGAUCGAAAACAGGUACGGCAUGUGAAGGUGGGGAUUGGGGUAUGCCCAAGGGGACUUUUGGCUUCCUGCGUGUGACAGUGAGACAUGAGGAUAAGUCGGAGUUUGAAUUUAUCGACGCCACAACAUUAGAUAACCCUGGGGGUGAUUCGGUAUACACGGCGAUCGUGAAUGCAAGUUCUUAUUGGUAUCCAAAAUAG
Messenger RNA from Acaulospora colombiana, 365 nucleotides. Lineage: Eukaryota; Fungi; Glomeromycota; Glomeromycetes; Diversisporales; Acaulosporaceae. The record is from the annotation of a GenBank genome assembly.